Messenger RNA from Rhincodon typus (whale shark), 3173 nucleotides. RefSeq lists its product as uncharacterized. Bases 139 to 894 code for a protein of 251 amino acids. The transcript is spliced from 2 exons. The record is from RefSeq and is a predicted model, not a curated record. NCBI's taxonomy places the organism in Eukaryota, Metazoa, Chordata, Chondrichthyes, Orectolobiformes, Rhincodontidae.
UUCCGGUGUGAGGACUGACAUUGUUUCCUCAAGGUGGGACUGGGGAAGCCGGCGAUUCUGGUCGGUGCGGGUGUGCGUGAGUUCCGGUUCCGGCGGGCGGUUGAGAGGUCAGGGGGGUCAGCAGUUCCGGUUCCGGCUAUGGCCUAUGAGGAGGGUGACAGCCGGAGCUGCGCUGUCCGCGGCUGCACCAACACCCAGAGCGUCCUGAGCCAGUGGAGGGAGGCGACCUGCGAGCAGCACCGGCCGCAGCUUCACCGCGAGUGCCCGUGCCUCGAGCCUUUCUGCUUCUAUAGCUUCCCGAGCGGCACCGACGAGCGAGGCCGGUGGGUUCAGGCCCUGCGGGGCCGUGGCCUGAGGUUGGUGUCCGGCCCUGACCCCGGGCCCGAGGCCGCCGUCUGCUCCCUGCAUCUAGAGGAAGGGACGCUGCUACUGGGCCUGGGCCUCCGCAAGAAGCCGCGGGCAGAAGUACUGCCGCCCGAGUCUCCGACCUGGGACGAGGCGGCCGAAGACCGGCGGGUCCGGGAGACCCGGGCGUCUAGGGCCCGCAAGAAGCAGCAACAGAGGCACGACGGCCCGAAGCCCUGGCUACCGCCACCGCCUCCUACUGCCAGCGGCUCCUGGGAGCAGGCGGCUGUCCAAGCCAUCAUGCGGCUCCGCUGCAGCUCCAGCCAGAGGGUGGCCCGGACCCUCAUCGCCUGCCUCAAGGGAGAGAACGACCACCUCCGGCAGAGGAGCCGCCAGCUCGAGGCCGCCCUGGAGGCCACGUCCAGGCAACUGGAGCGGCUGCAGCGGGAAUGCCGCUGUCGGGAGAGGCCGGGGGCUGAGCCGGGGCCGCCGCUGGAGAGCGCCGAGCCGCUGGAGGCUGUGCCGGGCAACGAGGUGACAGUCGGCUGAGAAGGCAGCACGGUGUCAACCCAAGGUGUGAAUGAGGGAUUUGAAUCUUGGCUAAUUGAUGGUGGCAGAAUUUCAGCAAUGGAUUUUUGGUCAUCUGCAAGCAGGUGCAGAAUGUGAAGUCUUUCUUUACACUUGAAUAGUUCCUGCGGACAUGAAUGGAACAUGCAAAGCCCAGCAGGACAGUUGGAUCCUGCUCCUCCACGCUGUCAUUAACAGUUUCCUCCAGCUGUUGGCUUCCACGCUACUGCUGGCCUUUCACCUCUGUACAAGUGCAUGACUUUAACCAGGAAAUCUGAACAGGGUUGUCUCCAGUUGAAAGCUGUAAGAUGAUUGUGGAGAACAGCAGAAUCAUAAGGGAUGACAAUUCCCUCAUGCAGCUGAAUCCUACAGUGUUGCACGAGUGGACUGGUAAUGUACACUGCUUCUUUUAGCUCUGUACCUGUCAGUUUUUGUUGGACUAGAGGUGGUCUUCAGUGUUGGCACUGGGUUGAUUUAACAUUGCUACCAAAGUGCUUGCGUUGUGCAAUAUGCAUAAUUUUCCCUUGAUUAAUUCCCUUGGCAAGUAUUUCUAAGUUUACAGCUCAAUGUUCCUUUGGGAAUUCCAGUCACAACUAGCAAAAAAAAAUCUAGUAGCUCCGAAAUAACUGACACUGCCUGGUCGUUUUUUUUUUUAAAAAAAACGCAAAAUGAUUCGCCCAUAUGCUCAAGGGAAAGGGAACCUGCUGUUCUACAGGGUCUGGCCUUUGAUAUUUGCGCUAUUUGAAAUGGCCUAACAAUCAUCGAGGCAACCCACUGAUCUGUGCAAAUAGGGAUGGGCAGUAAGUGUGGCCUUGCCAGUGUCACCCUCAUCCCAAACCAAAGCAUGGAAGAGCAGACUGUGUAGUUCUUUUGUAUUAUUCAUGGUUAAAAUUCCACCAUCUCAGUGACAACACUGAAACACUUAGUAUGUUUAUGGCAUCGUGCAUUGAGAAUUUAAUCACAAUAUAAUCAAUGUAAUACACGUUUUAAGUCUUAGCCUGGCAGCAGUUCAAGAUUUAAAGAUUCGAGUUGUACUGUUUCAGAUCUUUACAAACUUCAAUACUACUAAAAUUAGUAGAAGCAGCACGCUGUCUCGUGUACUGUGGGACCUAGCUGCAAAGGUGUCCUUGUUUACUGUUGGUUAACGGCGAGUGUUAUUAUAUUAGGAUAUGCAUUCAGAUUAUUCCAAUUUGUGUGUAUAUAUUGAAUUAUACUUCAAUCUUACUGAAUUGUAAAGCAAGCCACAGCAGACUUAAAAUGUUUUGGGUGAAAACUUUGACCCCAUUAACAUUUACAAAAUGUUUGUUCAGUUAACUUCUUUGUCUAAAGACUGUACAGUUUAAAAUUUGGUUCGGAUUUAUGUAAAAUUCUGUUCAGAUAAAUAUUUUUUUAAAAGCAUCUGUAUUAAUGUGACACUUCAUUAAAAACUUGUGCUGCAAUAUGUCUUCACUUCAUCUCUCCUGCACAGUGCAUCUGACAUCACGUGCUUUGCAUGCGUCUUCCCUCAGGUUAAUGGGUUAGGUUCUGAAUUUCUCCAGCAAGAACUUUACAAAGCAAGAAAAAGUUUGGACACUUUUAGUUCCAGGAGACUGUUGUUCCAGUUAUUGCCCAGAGUGAAGCAUGUUGCACAAGAGCAACAUUUGGGAUGUAAUCAAUCACAAAAGAUUUGGGAGCACGUGCCUCCACCUUUUUGGUUAUUUUUCUUCAUCACUGCUGCUAUCAGAUCCUGCAGUUAAGCUACCCCUGAUCAACUUUUUUAAAAACUUGAUGUGGUUGGAAAGAUUAGUGCCAAAGCAGGGGCACUGAUUUUUGAAAGGCUGAUUUACUCAAUCACAAACUUUAUUGUUGUUUCCCCUUACUCGGAGUGUUCAGGAUAUCUCAUUACAUCUAGAAUCUUACAGCAUUAACUUGGAGAAUUUGCCUUUCUUGCAGAUAGGAAAGAUAUUUGUCCCUUAACUUUCCUCUAGUAUUCUUUGGUCUAUGAGUAUAGCUGCUUAGCCCAGACAGUGUGUAAACCACAUUCUCGUGUGCCUCUUCCAAUAUGGGUCAUUAUAACUCGUCAGUGGGUAAUAUGUACAAGUGAGAAUCAAAUCAAGAUUAUUCAGUCAAUGAAUAGGUGCCUCUAGAUCAAAGUUUCAUCUCUAAAGCAUAGCUACAGGCAACCAAGGGAUAAUCAUAAGCAUUAAUUUUUGAAUGCAGUCAAUUCAAGUGACUAACCAUCAGCAUGUGAAAGAUUUUUCAAAUAAAUGUUAAAAAUGUCA